AUGUACUCUCCGAAAAAGCAACAAAUUGAAAUAUGUUUACUCAAAUAUGGUCUAGAAGAAAUAGAAAAUAAUUUAAUUCAACAACGUUCUGCUAUACCGGCGUUGGAUGAUGAAAAUGAAAAGAAAUACCGCGAAACGCUGACAGCAUUACGUACGGCGCGAUCCCUUAACGAGGAAAUGGAGCGCCUUAAGCAAGAGAACGUUCGUCUCACAGCCAGACGGAUGCAAGUAAAGCGACAGGCUGAUGACGUCACAGAGGCCCUACAACAAGCACGUGAUCGACGAAACUCACUCGAGCAAGAGACGCGUAAAGAGGAACAUGACACAGAGUUACAUGUGUACUAA
Messenger RNA from Danaus chrysippus (African queen), 345 nucleotides. The record is from the annotation of a GenBank genome assembly. Lineage: Eukaryota; Metazoa; Arthropoda; Insecta; Lepidoptera; Nymphalidae.